AUGGGAUUAUCACUUUCCAUUUUAACAUCAGCUUGGGAAGAAAUUGUUCGACAUUCACUCUCUUGUUUAUCAUUCAACUAUAGUUUUGGUUCCGAAGAUGGUGCUAUGAUUUUGAGAACAAGAAGCUUCAACAAAAGAGAACCAGAAGCUACCACAAGAAACAUUUCAACUAGGUUAGAGGAUUAUAGACCAGAACAUGUGACCCUUGAAUCAAAUGAGGAAAAAUUGCACCAAAAAGCUGUUCCUUUGCUUUCUUUGCCUAAAGAAGCUGUUUUCUCUUCACCAAGACCAGUUUCUGAGCUUGAUGCUGCAGCUACUAAGCUUCAGAAAGUUUAUAAGAGUUAUAGAACUAGAAGAAAUCUUGCUGAUUGUGCUGUUAUUGUUGAAGAACUUUGGUGGAAAGCAUUGGAUUCUUUUGCACUUGAAAGAAGUUCAGUUUCAUUUUUUGAUGAACAAAAACAAGAAACUGCAGUUUCAAGAUGGGGAAGAGCAAGAACAAGAGCAGCUAAGGUUGGAAAAGGUUUGUCUAAAGAUGAUAAGGCACAAAAGUUAGCACUUCAACAUUGGCUUGAAGCUAUUGACCCACGUCAUCGAUAUGGACACAAUUUGCAUUUAUAUUAUGAUAUUUGGUUUGCAAGCCUAAGCACUCAACCAUUUUUCUAUUGGUUGGAUGUUGGAGAUGGUAAAGAAAUAAAUCUUGAGAAAUGUCCAAGGGCUAUUUUACAACGUCAGUCCAUUAAAUAUCUUGGACCAAAAGAGAGAGAAGAAUACGAAGUAUUGGUUGAAAAUGGCAAGUUGGUGUAUAGACAUGGUGGGAAAUUUGUGGAUACAGAUGAAAGGUCUAAAUGGAUAUUUGUUCUUAGCACCACUAGGGCUUUGUAUGUUGGAAGGAAACAAAAGGGUACGUUUCAACACUCUAGCUUUUUAUCUGGGGCUGCAACCACAGCUGCCGGAAGAUUAGUGGCGCGACAAGGUGUGCUCGAGGCAAUUUGGCCUUACAGUGGUCAUUAUCACCCAACUGAAGAGAAUUUCAGAGAAUUUGUUAACUUUCUUGAGGAGCACAAUGUAGACCUCUCUAAUGUUAAGAGAUAUGCUAUAGAUAAUGAUGCUCCUUCAUUUAUUGGCACUAAUGAGGCACAACAAAUUAUGGGUCCUACUCAAACUUCUCAAUCAGUAUUAUCAUUCAAGUGGUCCACAGGAACUGGAGCUCGUAUUGGCUGUGUGCGUGACUAUCCUGAGCAACUUCAAUCAACGGCAUUGGAGCAAGUUAAUUUGUCUCCUAGGCCUGCUUCUACCAAAACUGUCCCCAACAAAGGAAUCAAAAUCAAUAAAACAACAGAGGCUAAAGACAAGAAAUUUGAGGGGCCAAUGUUUGACUCUUCCAAGAGAUUAUCAUGCAAGUGGUCCACAGGAGCUGGAGCUCGUAUUGGCUGUGUGCGUGACUAUCCUGAGCACCUUCAAUCAAGGGCAUUGGAGCAAGUUAAUUUGUCUCCUAGGCCUGCUUCUGCAAGACCUUAUAAGUAUGGCCCAAUACCUUCUCCAAGGCCAAGCCCAAAAGUUAGGGUUUCUCCUAGGCUUGCUUACAUGGGGUUACCUAGCCCUAGAAGCUCAAUUCAAGGUGCAAAUUGA
This is a messenger RNA of Lathyrus sativus (Indian pea), 1629 nucleotides long. The record is from the annotation of a GenBank genome assembly. NCBI's taxonomy places the organism in Eukaryota, Viridiplantae, Streptophyta, Magnoliopsida, Fabales, Fabaceae.